This is a messenger RNA of Caretta caretta (loggerhead turtle), 540 nucleotides long. Lineage: Eukaryota; Metazoa; Chordata; Testudines; Cheloniidae. The record is from RefSeq and is a predicted model, not a curated record.
AUGGCCAGUUCUGUUUCCCAGGUGUGUCAGAACUUCCAUGCUGACUGUGAGGCUGCUGUGAACCGCAUGGUGAAUAUGGAGCUGUAUGCCAGCUAUGUCUACCUGUCUAUGUCCUACUACUUUGACCGUGAUGAUGUAGCCCUUAGGCACAUAGCAAAGUUCCUGAAGGAGCAGUCCUAUGAGGAGAGGGAGCAUGCAGAGAAGUUCCUGACCUACCAGAACAAGCGAGGGGGACAAGUGAUCUUUCAGGAUAUCAAGAAACCAGAGCGGGAUGAGUGGGGAAACAGCCUGGAGGCCCUGCAAUGUGCCCUGCAGCUGGAGAAGACUGUGAACCAGGCGCUACUGGACCUGCACAAGCUGGCUACUGAGAAGAGUGACCCCCAUCUCUGUGACUUCCUGGAGUCUGAGUACCUGGAGGAGCAGGUGAAGGCCAUCAAGCAGCUGGGAGACCAUGUCACCAACCUGAAGCGCCUGGGAGUGCCCCAGAAUGGCAUGGGAGAGUACCUGUUUGACAAGCUCACCCUGGGGGAGAGCAGCUGA